CUGCGGAAUCCUUGCGAGCUGUACAUUUUCUGGUGUGGGAAUCUAAUUUUCCCUUUAUUUGUGGCAAUUUUCCGUGAUAAUUUCUGCUGUGUUUAUCAAAAGUUCGUGCAUAUCAUCCGAGUACCGUUGGUUAAAGUGCGUGUUUCUAGUGGGAGAUAGCGUGAAUUUACUGCCAAUUUAAUAGAACGUGCUGUGCUUAUUGUUGUUUACAUUCUGCGAAAGUGUCUGGUGAAUUUCCAUUGUGCAAAAUCAACGAAAAACAACAGAAAAAAAAGGUUGUCAAGUGCUCUAGUGACCCAGAAUUCGUUCGAAACUGGUUCCUCCGGUUAGUGGCCCAUCGUCGUUAGAGAAAGUGUGCGAGCUGCUGCUGUGGUUGCGAUGAUGUCGGCAAGUGGUGAGGGGGCGGCUCCGUCGCCGCUGCCUGCUGCUACAGGUAGUAGUGGUACGGGAGGCGGCGGAGGAGGAGCUGCUACUAAAAGUGACACGUCGUCACGGGCAGCCCCCGUCAAGAAUCCGCUGCUGAGUAUGCAGGUGACCGGCCUAACGUUGGACGACUUUGCUCAUAAUGCGCUGCUGCUUCCGGCGGCACCGCCACUGCCGCCGCCCAAAGAGCCAACGCCGUCGCCGCCGCCGAUGCUCGAAGUCAGCCGCGAGUCGGAAACAACAGACAUCAAGAAGCCAAUAGUCUUCAGCCAGCAGCAGCUCGGUGGAGCACAUCCCGAGCUUCAGGAUCCGGACAGCUUCAGCGAAAUCGAUCUGCACUCGACAGCAGAUUCGGUGAACAACGCGCCACCGUCGACCGUCGAGUACAAUCCCCUGCAGGAUCUGGAAGAAUCGGAAUCGAGAGAACCGAAUUCGUACCUGCAGCAGACGUCUGCCCUAACUGCACAAUUCGCAGCACAACUGCCAAACGUAGCCUCCACUGUAUUCUCUACGUUCAGUCGAGUGAUCAAGGGUUCGUCGCCAGGUCCUCAGCAGCCACCGCCUCCGAGUCAAUCAGCGCCUGUUGAUCAGCUCGCAUUCGCGCCACCGGUUGCCGCGUACGACUACUCCCAACAAGGAUUCGUCCAGGAGCCGAAUUGUUUUGCAGAACAACAACAACAACCGGGACCUCCACCUCCGCCGCCGACAUUCUUCAAUCCGGAAGCGAUCAGUCAACCCGGGCCCACUCAUUACCCCCCAGCGACAGCAGUCGGAUCCAAUACUUACCGCCUUGGUGGAGCAAAGAAGAAAACCUACGCCCAUAUUCCGGGUCUUAGCACGGUAGGAUCACCGCCAACAGUGGUAGCUCCCGUGCAAAGCCAAGACCUCAGUCAGUUUGCUCCUCUUCCGGAGGUAAUUUCCUCCAUCGCGAGUCAACCGGCUAGCCGUGAACAGCCCCAAAAACCGGGAUUUUUAUUCUUCGAAAAACUUCCCAACUUGUUGGAAAAGAUCCCGAAACCGGCUUUCACAUCUGGAUCACAGCAACCCCCGGAAAUCGUUUCCAAUCCGAAUAAUUAUUUCAGAGGACCACCCUCCGUUCAGUCUACGCUUCCAGAGGCCCCUCUGCUACAACCCCAAUCAAAUCCACCGGAAGUCCCCAUUGUGCCCUUCCAGACCUUUGAUCCGCAAGUUUCGCCGGCUGAGCAGUCCACUAUCCUACCACCUCCGCCUACGUUCUUCACACCUGCCCAAUUCCCAUCCAUUCCAAAUCAUCCUCAACACCAACCGUCGAAGAAUCCCUACAGCUCCAGCCACCUGAGUAGAAGCGUCGGUCUGUACAAGAAUCCUCUAUCUCCAACAACUCCCACAACGGUCCCCACUUUCCUUCCCAAUCAAGAACCUCCUACGGUAACUGCUCCAAACCCCUUCUUCCAACCACCCCCCUUCGAAGCACAAGUUCCGCCUCCUCCGGUUCAGUACUUCAAUUCUCAACCAAUCCCAACCCCCGUUGAACCCUCGCUGCCGAUUACUCCAGCAACCAGCUCCCGUUCACAGUCCUCGCUGAGUGAAUCGCUGAAUCGCAAAACCAGCCUCUUCGCUCCGUUCGAGGAAGAUCCUCAAUCCGAGGCUAAAACCAUUCUUGACAGUCGCUCGAAGUCAAGUGAAAACGUUCUCUCGCCGCCGCCACGACCCAAUUCGAACCUAAGCGAACCGGCACUCUUCAGCAGCGACGGUCAGCAGCCGCUUAGUUUGUUCCAACCGGCAGCACAGUAUCAAAAUCCGACGCAACCUACGUUUGCAUACUACCAGCAACAGCAGCAACCGUUAGACAUCCAGGCCCCAUUGCCGUCAGCUCCCGUAAGUUUCUUCAAUCCGGCGCAAAUUCCGACAGCUCCUGUCGAGCUUCCUCCACCUCCGACUGCUGCAACUUUCGGCUCCAAGCCGUACAAUCUUCAGAAUAUCAAAAGACCUGCGUACACGGUGCCUCCAAGUAUCGCGACUUCUAUUGCUCCUCCGAGUCAGCACCCGGCAACUGUACCGGUUCCACCGACGCAGCUAUUCAACCCAGUUGCCCAGUCAGCUCCUGUAGCUCCCUUCGAUCUGACCGUUCUACCACUUGAACCUCCACUUCAACCGCAGCAACAAGCACCGAAUACAGCCGCGCCUGUUUCAUUCUUCAACCCUACUCUAGACCCCACGGCUCCUGCGACGUUCUUUAGUCCAAUUGCUGCUCCUCCACCAUCCCAGGACUUCAACGCAAAUCCAGCCGUAAUCAAUCCUGUACCGAUCCAACAGCAAGAAACCAUCGCAACCCAGCAACCAUCUUCAGCCGUUAGGCAGUUCUUCUCGUCAGCUGCCACUUCGCCGUCGAACGAUCUAAACGCCAACUUCGCCAACGUGCAGAUAUCGCCAAAACCUAGGGAAACCCUAGCUAAUCCAUCGGACUUCUUCAACACCGAACUACCGUCGACGCAUCCGAGCUCCACCACGGGGCAGACUUUGUCACAGGUGAAUCUCUUCAACUUCUUCGGUCAAUCACCGCACCAACCGGCGGCAGCUAUCGAACCUCCGUCAGCUCCAGCCACUGUUGGUGGUUUCUUGUUCUCCCUGCAGGACAGUAUAGAUAAAUCAUCCUCGCUGGAGGAUUCGCCCUCAAAGGCAACCGAAAGCGGUGACGACCAGUUGAUACAGGUCAUCGAACCGGACCAGAACAACGCCGUUAACGACUCGCAGCUGGACGAUCGCUACGACGAUCCCUCGGAACAGGAACGCAUCGGAAACGCUCCGGAGCCGAUCUUCAGCAGCGACAAUUUGUUCGAGUUCAAAAGGUCCGCCAUCGAGGACGACACGUAUUCCAAGGACGUAUUGAUCGACGCCAACAGUAGUUGUAUGGCAGGAAUGACGGCAACGGCGGCGGCUACCGCUACCGGUGCCAACUCCGCCAUCGUCGACAGUUCGAUGGCUUCGAUUACGGAAGCAUCGAAUACAAACAUCGCCUACCGGCCGGUCUACCGGCACUGGUUCUUCAAGCGGGAAAUCGAAUCCAAAGUCGUCUGGACACCGUUCACGAUGAGCGAUUCGUUGGCGCUGGAGAACGCUCUACCACUGAUGCAGGAAGAUGAUUCUGAAGCCGAAUCCGAUGCCAGUUCAUUGAUCGUACAUGUUGACGGUGGUCGUCACGACGUGCUGGUCAAGGAGCGCAAGAUGUCCCCAGUGUAUUGGAAAGGAGCCUCCCAGGAAGUACGCAGGUGUUCGUGGUUCUAUAAAAAUGUAGACUCCAGGUACGUUCCGUACGACGAGGAAGUGGCGGAACUGUUGGAACGGGAAUACAAGGAAGCAGCCACUUCGGGAGAAUGGCACCGGCGGAUUGUCAUUCCAAAUGGCGAGACCGUCGUUUUCCACGGACCCUCGGUGAUCGUACACUUCCUGCAGACACAAAACCCGGAUUCGUGGGGAGGCAGCUCACCGGUCCCUCCAACCACCAACCGACCGCGAGUUGUCAAGCGAGGCGUCGACGAGUUCAACAUCGAAGACGGUGAACCGGAACGAGUCGAUCACCUGUUGUUCAUGGUGCACGGGAUCGGUGAGGCGUGUGAUCUCCGAUUCCGACCCGUCGAAGAAGUGGUCGAUGAGUUCAGAAGUAUUUCCGCACAGCUAGUUCAAAGUCACUACCGGUCGUCGUUCGAUCGGGGUGACAUCGGACGGGUAGAAGUGCUGCCAAUUUCGUGGCACAAUGAUCUCCACUCGGAGGAGUCCGGAAUCGACAAGAAGCUGAAGGCCAUCACGCUGGAAUCGAUCCCCAAGCUGCGCAACUUUACCAACGAUACCGUGCUGGAUGUGCUGUUCUACACGAGUCCCAUGUUCUGCCAGAACAUCAUCGAUGCAGUGGGCAAUUCGCUGAACCGGCUGUAUUCGUUGUUCCUGGAGCGGAAUCCGUCGUUCACGGGUGGCGUUUCGCUGGCCGGACACUCGCUGGGAUCGUUGAUUCUGUUCGAUUUGCUGUGCCACCAGAAGGGGACGCCCAUGGAGACGGAGAAUUCGGAGAACCCGGAUCGGUCACCCUUCCUCAGUGCGCAUCCGAGCCCGCGUCCCAUAGCGCACAAGUGCUGCCAGCAGCAGAUCAACUACGAAGUGGGUCCGGCCGGAACCGGUCAGCCCUACAUAACCUACCCGCAGCUCAUGUUCAAUCCGAAGAAGUUCUUUGCCCUCGGUUCCCCGAUCGGCAUGUUUGUGACCGUGCGCGGAAUAGACGCCCUCGGUCAGGACUUCAAGCUGCCGACCUGCGACGGAUUCUUCAACAUUUUCCACCCGUACGACCCGGUAGCCUAUCGGAUCGAAGCCCUCGUCAAUCCGGAGCUGAGUCCGCUUCGUCCAGUGCUGAUCCCCCACCACAAGGGCCGCAAGCGGAUGCAUCUGGAGCUGAAGGAAACGAUGUAUCGCGUCGGAACCGACCUCAAGCAGAAAGUGAUGGACACAUUCCGAAACACGCUCGAUGCCGUCUAUUCGAUCACGUCGUUGCACCGACCGGACCGCAAGGCGAUCGAAUGCGAAGUGGACAAGGUGCUGGAAGAUCAGCUCAAGUUCGAAACCGCUUCCGCUUCGUCGGCGUCUGCCUCGGAUUUGGACACCGGUGAAACGGAUCUCCCCCUGGGUCAGCUGAACCAAUCGCGCCGUAUCGAUUACGUACUGCAGGAAGCUCCGCUGGAAUUCUUCAACGAGUAUCUAUUCGCGCUAACUAGUCAUGUCUGUUAUUGGGAAUCGGAAGACACGAUGCUUUUCCUGAUGAAGGAGAUCUACUCGAACAUGGGAGUGCAAAGCGACAGUCAAAUUCCGCAGCAAACGAUGACGAUCGAAAGGCCGCGGGUUUCAACGCCCACGCCACCGGCGGCAGCGUCCUCGCAGGCACACUCGUCUCACUUCAGUCUGUUUCCCCAGCAACAUGGGCACUCAUCGACGACGGGGACGGGUAGUUGCAAUCGAUAAACUGCGUGGUUGUCUGUAAGUUUUAGCAUCUAAUUGAUACGUGUUUUUAUUACUACCUACCUAUUAUAUAAACUGAAAAACUUUAUGUUCUUAGUCUAUUUAAAA
Messenger RNA from Ochlerotatus camptorhynchus, 5511 nucleotides. It is a transcript of the gene PAPLA1, whose product is annotated as Phosphatidic Acid Phospholipase A1. Gene Ontology annotation, molecular function: metal ion binding; glycerophospholipase activity. The coding region runs from base 379 to 5406 and encodes 1675 amino acids. Lineage: Eukaryota; Metazoa; Arthropoda; Insecta; Diptera; Culicidae. Gene Ontology annotation, cellular component: COPII-coated ER to Golgi transport vesicle; cytoplasm. The transcript has 5 exons. The record is from RefSeq and is a predicted model, not a curated record.